Messenger RNA from Harmonia axyridis, 3495 nucleotides. RefSeq lists its product as uncharacterized. NCBI's taxonomy places the organism in Eukaryota, Metazoa, Arthropoda, Insecta, Coleoptera, Coccinellidae. Gene Ontology annotation, molecular function: zinc ion binding. Gene Ontology annotation, cellular component: nucleus. The record is from RefSeq and is a predicted model, not a curated record. The transcript has 4 exons. The coding region runs from base 276 to 1364 and encodes 362 amino acids.
UAAGUUAUAACAUAUAUAUAUAAGUAUAUUAUACUAGAUUGAAGACGUUGAGAAGACUUGUACAGGACAUCCAGUAUUCUCUUGUUAGCUUAGCCGCAGAAAGCUUUUCCCCUUGAAAAAAUUUAAAACGUCGCAUACCUACUCAAAGAAAUAUUAGAAAAUGGUUGACGUUUCUCUUUGUUUUUGAUGUCAUGUUGCGCAAAGUACAUACUAGGACAGGUGACAUUUUGACAUACGAUACGUAUGAUUGAUAUCUAAAGAGUUUUAAAAUAAUAAUGUAUUAUUUGGCGAAAUUUUGCCGCAUAUGUAUGAGAACUAAUGUUGAAUUGAUAGAUGUUGAAAGCCACGAUGAAGAUUAUAUUAAACUGAGUCAGAAACUAGAAGAAUGCACAACAAUUGUUAUUAGCAAAGAAAGCUUGUCCACCAAAAUAUGUACUCUAUGCGUUAAGAAACUGAAAGUAUCAUAUGAUUUCCAUAAAAUGUGUAAAAAAUCUUCUAAACUCUUACAAGGAAUAUUGUCAGAAUUGAUAAGUGAUUCUGAUAAGAUUACCAAUGAAAUAUUCACAAACUCAGAAUUGACGGUAACUCUUCUACCUUUAAAGUUACCGGAGGAGGUAAUACAAGAUAGGGUAAUAAAAAGUAAUGGUACUUCUAUACUGAAAUCUCUUUUAUCUUGUAAGAAUAUUUCAAGGAGAAAAACAUUGGAUAUAGUUAAAUCAAAUGACUUGCAGAGAGGUGGUCUAAGAAAUAUAAUCACAUUCACCAGAAACUUUGAUUUUGGAUAUUCAGAGUCGAAAGAAUCUUCAAUUAGUAAAUUAGUUCAAUUUUCUGAAGGUUUUUUCAAAAGGGACUUCUCAGCUUUCCAAAGAACUGUUUUAUAUAUUAUUGAAAAUAGUAAUUAUUUAGAUGAAGAAGAUGAAAUGUUGGAUACAGUCCCUGAAGAGAUAAAAGAAAUACCAUUUGAAGAAGUUGUUAUAGAACCUGAUAUUAAAGUGAAAACUGAAAUGUUCGAAGAUUAUGAGGAUAAUGAAAACUUCAAAAGCCCUUGUAAUGAAAAAGAAGAAAAAGUGCAAAUCAAAAAUGAAAAUGUAGAGAUGGUAGAUCAUGAUAGCCUCAACAAUAUAGUUUGUGAUAAUGAGUUUCCUUUCAUUGAAGACUUGGGAUAUUUAAAUCAAUUAGAUUGUCACAGGAAGUUUUCUCAAAAUAGUAUAAGGUGUAGAACCAGAGGGAAUCCCUACAUAAAUCCUCAUCUCAAAAAACAAUUCAUGCUCAGAAGUUUCCAAUGUAAGGAAUGCCCACGUUAUUUCAAAACACCUGGAUAUUUAAAAGCUCACCGUGCUAAGGUCCACAAUGCUCUUUAUUGAUGUUAGGGUUACAAUGUCAAUUGAAAAAAAAUGAUGAACUGAGAAAUUUAUGCAAUGGAGAUGUGAUAAUAACUAGUAAGUAAUAAUCAGUUUAUGAGAAAAAUUAUUCUAGACCGUUUUAUCUUCAGGUUUUUAGCUAUUUAUGUAUAAGCUUGAUAUCUGAAAUAGAAUUGAAAAGCCAACAAGAGGAAAUAAUUAUUUUCUCUAAAUAUUUAUAUUCCACCUAUUAUACAACAUGGAUAAAAUUAUUGUGGUAAUAUUGUUUUGUGGAGAGUAGAUGUUACAUUUUUUAGUAUUUCUCAAUCUACUGAAGUAUCACAUCUCCUUUGUGAAAAUAUCAGAUUAUCAUUGUACUAAUCCGAAUUUAUAAAUGUUCAUAGAUAAUAUAAUCUCUGAAUUUUUAAAAUGUUUUAACUCAUUUGUAAAUAUACUUGGCAGAUACAGUAUUGAAUAAUGCCAAAAAAAUUACUUGAAUUUUUUCUGUUAAACAUGAUAUUUUUGAUAUUAUGGAUAUAUUCUAUUUGAUUUUGUUGUGAAUAUUUCCUGUUUUUGAAAUAUGGAACUUGUUCUUUGUUUUUAUAUUCCCAGUAUUAUAUGUAAUUAUAAAAUAUAUAAAUAAUGUCUCUUUCGAACUUCAGUUAAUUAUACCUAUCAACCUAUCCUAUCUAUCCUUAUCCUAAAAAUCAAUAUUACCAGGUAAAUUUUUCAAUUUGAAUCAGUUAAAAAUCUCGAAAAGGAAAUAUCUUACGGAAAUAUGUUUCAAAUAAAUGGUUGGUGGUUUGUGAUUGGAAAGUCCACUUAUGCUAAAACCUCUAUUUAUUAUCGGUUUUUGAUUGCAGAUUGGAACAAACAAUAUUUCACGAUUCGUCCCAGGUGGCUCUAAAAUUGAUUUAAAUUUUCCGUCUCAAAUUACAGCAUCCGAUCCACUAAUCAUUCACAAGAAAUUCUUACCUGACCAUAUUAAUGGAACACUUCUUUUUUAUUUUUAUGGAAUAACCACAGAAUAUAGACUAUAGAGAAGGUUAUAUUUUCUGUUUUUGUGACAUAACCUAGAUUCAAUCAUUCAUUGCGAAUUGAUAAUAAAUAUAAAGUUAAAAGAUAUAUACAUUUAGUUUUGGUCGAAUCGAAUUCACUUUACCAUGGAUUCCGAAGAUGGUCUAAUGGAAAAUAAUAUUAAAUAUCUCUUUAAUUUGUCAGAUGCUCUUCCAAAUAACCUUAAUGUACUAAAGUCAUCGAUAACAAUAAGAAGUCGAGUAGGUGAACUGGUACAAAAGACUUCUUUACCUGCUAAAAUAACUAAAGCAACGGUUCUAUGUCCAAGAUGCUGUUUAAAUUUCUCAGAAUACCCUCCAAAUAUGAAAUUGCAGCCAAAAAGAAAGCCUGAUAGAUUCACCAGAAAAAUGUUGAGGAAAAUUGAUGCAGGCCAAAAUCUAACUAGCUAUCAGAAAAAGUUUAGCACCUUAUUGAAAAAAAGGUCUACUGAUAAUACAAUGAUACAAACAUGCAAUUUCUGCAAUAAGGAAAUAAAUUUGAGGGUGACAUUUCCUGUGGAAAAAAUUGAAAAGAAAAUAAAUGAAGAAACACCAGUCCUACCAAAGAAAAAGAAAAAAGGGAAAGACAAAUUUGCUGGAUUGACACCAAGUGCAGUUAUGUCAUUAACACAAACGAAAGAAAAUAUUAAAAAAAAUGUAAUGGACAUUUUACAAGAGAAUAAGGAAGAACCAAAAGCGAACAAUGAAAUAAAGUAUAAUGUAAUUGGAACUAUUGGGGAUAAGAAAAAAAAGAAGAAGUCGCAGAGAAAAAAAGAAGUAGCACCACCUGUAUUAUCUACAAAAAUGAAAAUAAUGGAGAAAAAAAAUAGGCAAGCUAAUCUGAAACAGAAAAAUAAUCUGAAUAAUUUACUUAAUAGUUCUACUAAAAUUACCGCUUCAAAUGUUCUUAGUAGUUUUUUGGACACUUUAUGAGGUUCAUUUAAAAAUGAUGCUAGUACAUGACUUGCACAAAUUCAAUUAGUUCAGGAUGUAAAAAUAUUAGAAAUUAAGAAGAAAGAAUGUUAUAUUUUUAUAUUUUAUUGUUUUGUUAUGUGGAAUUAUGAUUGAAUAAUUACAUAAAUGAAAAAAAUAAAAAUCAA